Molecule: messenger RNA, 1503 nt
Organism: Plasmodium vinckei vinckei
Lineage: Eukaryota; Apicomplexa; Aconoidasida; Haemosporida; Plasmodiidae
Product: transporter, putative
Exons: 2
Coding region: 1-1503 (500 amino acids)
Biological process (GO): transmembrane transport
Molecular function (GO): ATP transmembrane transporter activity
Source: RefSeq, a predicted model, not a curated record
AUGAAAAAAACAUUGAUGGAUAAACCAAAUGAAUAUUUAUAUGAAAUAGAUUGUAAAAAUUUAAUAAAUAAUAAACCCGAAAAUAUAAUGAAUGAAAAUAAUUCUAAAAAAUGUAAUAUCCAAAAUUUAUAUAUACAAAAUAAGUUGUCGGGAAAAGACCAAAGUAUAAAUAUCGACCAUCACAAAGAAAACAAAAUGAAUGGUAAUAGAAAUGUUUAUACUAUUGGUGAAAACAUUUUAACAAACAUUAGUCGUAGUGUAUAUAAAGAUAUAAUAGCAAGUUGCGAUGAUACAAAAGGAAGUGAAGCUGAAAGAAGUGAAAGUAAAAGUAGUGAAUAUAAUGGCGGCGUAAAAAAACAGUUUAACAUACUAAUAGAUAAGGAAAAUGCAAUAAAUAGCAUUUUGAGCUCAACCUAUGCAGGGGUAAUAUCCAGAACGGUCACUGCACCUUUAGAUCGAAUAAAAUAUAUAAUGCAAAUAACAAAUAAUUUAACAAUUUCUGAAAUAUUUGAUAUUAUAAAAAAGGAUGGACAAAUUUGUGGAUUUUUUAGAGGGAAUUGUGUUAAUAUUGUUAAAAUAAUUCCUGAACUGUCUAUAAAAAUGUAUUCCUAUGAAUUUAUGAAAGUAAAUGUUUAUAAUUAUUAUAAUAAAAAUAAAAAAAAUAAUAAUGAAUCUGAUAAACUUGAAGAAAAUAUAGAUAUACCAUUUUUUAUUCGGUUUUUAAUUGGAAGUUCAAGUGGUGUUAUAGCAGCUAUAUUUAUAUAUCCCUUUGAAAUUGUAAAAACUAGACUAAUUGUAUCAAAUAAAGAUGGAAAUAAUGGAAUUUUUAAAUGUCUAUAUAAUAUUUAUAAAUAUGAAGGCUUUAGAAAUUUUUAUAAUGGUUUAUGUAUGCAUAUAUAUGGUGUUAUAUUUUUUUCAGGAUGUAACAUGAGUAUAUAUGAUUAUUUAAAAUAUAAAUUUUUUGCGUUUUAUAAAAAUUAUAUUCAUUCAAAUUAUUGUAUGAAGGAAAAUAAUAAUAAUAAAAUUAAAAAUGAAGAAAAUACAGAAAAGGAUAAACAAAAUUACAAAGAUAUAAAUACUAAUAAUUAUUAUCAAAUAAAUAAAUUUCCAUAUAAUUAUAAUUCAACAAAAUUUCUAAAUCGACAUGAAAAAAUAAAUCAAGACUCUCAUUGUGUAUAUUGUAAUCAUCGUAUAAAAAAUGUAAAUUGUCUUUCCUUUCUUUUUUUUGGAAUUACAAGCUCAUUCAUUGCUCAAAUUGUAAGCUAUCCAUUUCUAGUUUUAAGGACAAGAAUGCAAACUAUUAAUAAUGAGAUUGCGACAAACUAUUUAAACAAUGAAAGGAAACACAUUAAAUCUUGCAGCUUCAUUUUGUACAACAUUCGAGUCUACGGAUUUAAGUCCCUCUAUCGAGGAAUUUACGUGAAUUUGCUGAAAACGAUCCCCGCAACGUCCAUAACCUGGUUCUCGUACGAGUACGCAAUGAGGAAAUUGAAAAGUGUUUAG